AUGAAGAAGUUUCAGUUGCUUUCUCUGAUGUAUAUCGCCUUUGGCGGUGCUUUCUAUGGCUAUGACUUUGGCAUCAUCUCCUGCGUGCUGGGGUAUUCCGAAUUCAUAACGUACUAUAACUUGGACGCCAAUACCAUUGGAGCGUUCAACUCUGCCUACUAUGCUGCCUGCGCUGUCGGAACUGCAAUGAACACGUACUUACCCAACAAGUAUGGCCGCCUUUGGACAAUCCGCAUCGGAUGCUUGAUCUCUUUUGUCGGGAUCAUUCUGCAGACGGCCGCUGUCAAUUAUGCUAUGCUUCUGAUUGGUCGAAUCAUCGGUGGAAUAGCCACCGGUAUCAUCUUUGGGAUCUGUCCAGUCUAUGCCAGUGAAAUCUCUCCACCUCAGACGCGUGGAAGAGUUGGUGCCCUUUUCGCCCUCAACAUCUCGCUUGCCAAUUGCCUCACCGUCUGGAUCGGACUUGGCCUUUACUUUAUUCCAGGAAAUGCCGCUUUCCGUAUUCUCUUUGGGUUCCAACUCCUUCCAGGCAUUCUCAUGCUGGCAGGAUCGCCAUGGAUGCCGGAGUCUCCUCGAUGGCUGGCGUUGAUGGAUCGUUACGAUGACUGUCUGGCCGUUCUCAAGCAAAUCCACGGCAAUGAUCAGGAUGACUCUGAUUCAUUUUAUGCGCGUGAAUUCCAUCAGAUCCGAGCUCAGAUCGAAUUGGAAAAGACCGAGAAGGUGGGAAUCAAAGACAUUUUUGUCAAAGCCUCGUACCGAAAACGCGUGCUUCUUAUCAUGGCAUUCUACUUCUUCCAACAGGCGACUGGAAUUCUUCCUCAGUCGGUAUAUCAAGUUCAAAUCUAUACACUCUUGGGGACCGGUCCAGUCAUGUCUCUCGUUCUUGUCGGAGUCUGGGGCAGCGUGUCGACAUUUGCAGUUCUGAGCCUCGGCUUUUGGUUCGAUCGAAUUGGCCGUCGGAAUGCCCUGGUAUGUGCAGAAUGUUACGAAAUUGUAUCUCAUUCUUUACUAAUCGUAUUGGAAUAUUGCGGAAACACCAACCUCGGACUGGCAAAAGGCAUCAAUGUUGGCAUAUAUCUCACCGUGUUUGGCUACGCAGCUGUUAUGAACACUUUUGGUACCACAUACGCAUCAGAAAUUAUGCCCACCAAGAUCCGCCCUACCGGUGUGGCAGCUGGCUUUCUCGUGUUCAACGCGAUGGGCGUUCUGAUGACUCAGACUGCCCCAUUGGCAGUCGAGGCCAUCACAUGGAGAUACUUCAUCAUUUGGUUGGUCCUUGACUGUGUUUACGUGGUGAUUGUGUAUUUCUAUUACCCGGAGACGAAGAACAAGACUCUCGAGGAUCUGGCAGGCGUGUUUGGCGACAAAGUCGCUGAGUCCUGGGAAGAGACAAAGUUGCAUGUUGAGGGCGGCAACAGGGGCGUCGACAUCGACCCAGUUACGGUCUCCGAGGAGAAGGCAACUGAAGCUCAGGUGAUCACCUCACCGAAGCACAUCGAGAGUAUUAGGGGAUCCACAGCUUAG
Exophiala mesophila is the source of this 1521-nucleotide messenger RNA. RefSeq lists its product as uncharacterized. Gene Ontology annotation, biological process: carbohydrate transport; transmembrane transport. The transcript is spliced from 6 exons. NCBI's taxonomy places the organism in Eukaryota, Fungi, Ascomycota, Eurotiomycetes, Chaetothyriales, Herpotrichiellaceae. Gene Ontology annotation, molecular function: carbohydrate:proton symporter activity. The record is from RefSeq and is a predicted model, not a curated record. Gene Ontology annotation, cellular component: membrane. The coding region runs from base 1 to 1521 and encodes 506 amino acids.